AAUUUGAGUUGAGAUCCUUGUCAUUCAAUUCAUUCAUUCUGCGUCUGCGCGGCGCAGCUCGCGAUUGUUGAUUGAUAUGCGGUCGCUCGCUAAUGGAAAAUGGAUUUUAAUUUCGUAAAAUAAUUCGCGAUAAGUGUGAAAAAAUAAUAUUUUCUUUUAUUGUAUGCAAUCAAGUAAUCUACUUAAUUUUCAUCCGGUUAGUGAAAUAAUUCACAAAUAUAUUUAUCCUGAGUCGAGGGUAUGGUUCGCCGUGUUCGUUCUAAACAAGGGUAGCAUUCUCCGGGAUAGAUUAUCGUUUCGAAAAUAAGUGAGUGGAGUGGUGCUGUCGGAUGUAGUUAGUAAUUUAUUUGGACAGAAAAGUAAUGAAUUGGAGAACAUAAGCACCGGAGCAGAGAUGAAAGCCGGUACAGGACUGGCGGCCGGCGCGCUGCUAGCCGUGCUUUGCACGGCGGCCGCCAACACCACCUUACCGUAUCCUGGCGUGCCCGGCGAAGCUGGCGCGCGCGCAUCGUGCGGCGCAGGGCAGUUCGCGUGCGCGGACGGGACGCGCUGCGUGCCCGCCGCCUGGCGCUGCGACGCGCGCCCGCACUGCGACGACGCCUCCGACGAGCUACACUGCACUUGGAACACGACAUGCCUGCCGUCCCAGUUUCGAUGCGCGCGCAGCGGACGCUGCAUCGCGGAGAGCUGGCGCUGCGACGGGGACGCAGACUGCGGCGCCGACGACUCCUCCGACGAGGAGCCCUACAUGUGUGAAAAGGGCUUCAAAUGCCCCGGCAACGAGGCCCGCUGCGCUACGCCCGUGGACCGGCAGUUCGUGUGCGUGCCCGUGGCCCAGUUCUGCGACGGCGAGCGGCACUGCCCCGACGGCAGCGACGAGUGGGACAUCUGCGACUCGAUUACUCGUGUCGCGGCGGUUGCAGAGCCGGCGACGUGCGAGACCCCGCAGCGAACGCGCGGCUGCGCGCUGGGCUGCCGGCCCACGCACGACGGGCUGCAGUGCUACUGCGCGCCCGGGUACCAGCCCGCCGGCGACGACGGACACUGCGUCGACAGAGAUGAAUGCGCGGAGCCGGAGUCCUGCUCACACGUGUGCGUCAACACGGUGGGGUCGUACCGCUGCGCGUGCGCACGCGGCUACCGGCUGCAGCCCGGCGGUCGCUGCGACCCCGUCAACGAGCCGGCGUCGGAGCCGCUGCGGCUGCUGGUGGUGACGCCGAGUGAGCUGCGCAUGGAGCCGCUGCCCGCGGACCCGGCUGGCCGCGCGGGGAACUCUCUCGCCGCGCUCAACGUCAGGGCUAUAGACAUCGACUUCUCUAACGGGACGCUGUGCUACGUGCACCACAACGUGACGCGCGCGACGCUGGCGUGCGCGCGCAGCGACCUCUCCCGCCGCUGGGAGCUGCCGCAGCCCGACCUCAUUCCCUCGCUCAACUCGAUAUCCCACCUCGCCAUCGACUGGCUUUCUGGAAACUUCUAUUUGGCUGACGAGGCGAGUUCGGCGCUGUACGUGUGCUCCCGCGACCUCGCGAGCUGCCGGCUGCUGUUCGCGGCCGGCGACAAACUGCAGGGCUUCGCGCUCGACCCCGCGGCAGGGUUCAUGUUCUGGUCGGUGUGGGGCGCGGCGCCGCCGGGCGUGCUGCGCGCGGCGCUGGAUGGCCAGCACGCGGCCGCGCUGGCGGCGCACAAGCUGGUGUAUCCCAGCGCGCUGACGCUAGAUCUGGCUGCGCGUCACGUGUACUGGGUCGACACCUACCUCGAGAGCGUCGAGCGCUGCGACUACGACGGCCUGCACCGGCUCACCGUGCGCAACGCUUUCAGGACACAGAAGCUCCAGCAGAUCUCGGUACUGGGCGAGUGGCUGUACCUGCCGCUGUGGAGCAACCAGUCGGUGUGGGCGGUGGCGCGGACGCGGCGCGGGCACGAGGCGCGGACGCUGCGGCUGCGUGCGCGGCCCACCGCUGUGCUCGCCUACCACCGGCAGCGGCAGCCGAUAACACCUCACCCGUGCUCCAAGAACAACGGCGGCUGCGCGCACCUGUGCGUCACGUCGUACGCGGGCGGCGAGCCCCGCGCGCUGUGCGCGUGUCGCCACGGCUUCCGGCUGGCGGGGCUCUCCCUCUGCGAACGCGUUGAGUUGGACAGCUACCUGGUGGUGGGGCGCGGGUCGCCGCCGCUGGUGUCGGCGCUGGCGCUGGAGCCGGCGCUGGGCGAGGCCGCGGUGCCCGCCAGCGACGCCGCGCGCCCCACCGCCGCCGAUGUCGACCUCGACCGCCAGUACCUCUACUACUGUGACGUGCACAGGUAUGAAAUCGUUCGUCAGAAGUUGGACGGAACCGGACGAGAAGUAUUUAUAUCAGAGGACGUGGACAACUGCGAAGGGCUGGCCAUCGACUGGAUGGGUCGCAACCUGUACUGGACGGACGACGCGCUGGGGCGGCUGAGCGUGGCGCGGCUGGACGCGCCCGCCGCGCGCCGCGUGCUGCUGCAGCGCCCGCACUUCAACCCUCGCGCCAUCGUCCUCGACCCCGCCAGAGGCGUGAUGUACUGGUCGGUGUGGGCGGGCGGCGCAGGCAGCGGCCGCAUCGAGAGCGGGCUCAUGGACGCGAGCGAGGCGCGCGUGCUGGCGGACGCUGACCUGCACUGGCCCAGCGGGCUGGCGCUGCACCGGCAGCAGCUCUACUGGUGCGACACUUACCUGAACAAGAUCGAGCGACUGGACUUAAUGUCGGGCAAGCGUGAACUGGUCCUGCAGAACUCACCGCACACGCCCGUGCUCAAACCUUACGGCCUCGCCGUCUAUGAAGGCGACGUGAUCUGGAGCGAGCACGGGUCGGGCGCGGUGCGGCGGUUGUCGCGCAGCAAUGUGACGACGCUGUAUGCGCUGCCGCCGCCGCUCUACGGCCUCAAGCUGGUCUCCGCCACGGCCAGGAAGGGUAGCAACCGCUGCUCGCACGACAACGGCGGCUGCGCGGAGCUGUGCCUGGCGCGCGGCGCGUCGCGCGCGUGCGCGUGCGCGGGCGCGCGCGUGCCCGAGCACGACGGCCGCGCGUGCGCGCCGCUGCGCGACGUCGCGCCCGCCGCGCGCUGCCAGCCCGGACACUUCUACUGCAGGCCGCUCAGGAUGUGUAUAGACGCGCAGUACCUGUGCGACGGCGACGAGGACUGCCCCGACGGCUCCGACGAGGACGCCGCGCCCGCGGGCCCCUGCGCGAACCGCACGUGCAGCGAACUGGAGAUGCAGUGUGACGUCAACCGCUGCAUCACGAGCAGCUGGGUGUGCGACGGGCUCAAAGACUGCCUGGACGGCACGGACGAGUCCCCGGAGGCGUGCGCGAGCGCAGCGUGCGCGGGCGACCAGUUCCUGUGCGAGGUCAGCAAGCGCUGCGUGCCCGCGGCCUGGCGCUGCGACGGCGGCCGCGACUGCGGCGCCGGCGACGACAGCGACGAGCGGGACUGCAAGAGCGCGGAGUGCGGCGCGAUGUUCUCGUGCGACAACGGCGCCUGCAUCCCGUGGGAGUACUUCUGCGACGGCGUCAGCGACUGCGGCGACACGUCGGACGAGCGCAACUGCCGGGCAGAGCCUGCCACAACCGCCAAACACAACUCACUAGCCAGCUCGGAGCGGCGCAAGCAAGAGCCCGACCACACGCUCUGCGAGGACCACGAGUUCCAGUGCGACAACCACGAGUGUAUACGAAUGGAGUUCCGUUGCGACCAGCAUGUGGACUGUUUCGACGGCUCGGACGAAGCAGGCUGUCCCCCGUCCCCCUCCCCCUCCCCCUCCCCCACCACCCCGGCCCCCGCCACUCCGGCGCCACCUAGCGAAGAGUGCCUGCCGCCCGCGCUGAAGUGCGACAACGGGACGCGGUGCGUGCCGCUGCUGCAGCUGUGUGACGAGAUACAGGACUGCGCCGAUGGCAGUGACGAGGCUGACCGAUGUGGCGAGCCGCAGUGCGCGGCGGCCGCGUGCUCACACGUGUGCCGGCCGUCGCCCGCUGGCGCCGUGUGCGCGUGCCCGCCGCCGCUGCUGCUGCAGCGCGACAACGUCACGUGCGGCGCGCACGCGUGCAGCGACUGGGGCGUGUGCAGCCAGUCCUGCACGCCCAUGAAGAACAAGUACAAGUGCUCCUGUUUCGAAGGGUUCAAGCUGGCGGACGAUGGAUUCACGUGCAAAAGUACGGCUGCUGCGACGCCUUUGUUGGUUUACAGCAACCGGCACGAGGUGCGCGCUGUGGAGCUGCCGUCGCUGACGUCGCGCGCGCUGGUGUCGUCUCUGAAGAACACCAUCGCGCUGGACUGGCUGCGGCAGGACGACGGCGGCGUGCAGCUGUUCUGGACCGACGUCGGCGACGACAAGAUAUACCGGGGCUCGUUGCAAGCUACCACUCUAAGCAACAUAGAAGUGGUUGUGGAGCAAGGCCUAUCGACAGCGGAGGGCCUGGCGGUGGACUGGGUGGCGGGCAACCUGUACUGGGUGGAAAGCAACCUGCACCAGAUCGAGGUGGCGCGGCUGGACGGCCGCCACCGCCGCACGCUGCUCGACGACCACAUCGACAACCCCCGCGCCAUAGCCGCCGACCCUGGACAGGGCUACCUGUUCUGGAGCGACUGGGAGAACUCUGCGCCUCGCAUCGAGCGCUGUUCGCUGGCGGGGCUCCGCCGCCGCACCGUGGCGCGCGUGGACCGACUCUCCGACGGCGCCUGGCCCAACGGCAUCGGCCUCGACCUGCUGGCGCGGCGGCUCUACUGGAUCGACGCCCGCUCCGACGCCAUUCACACCACGGACUACGACGGAGGGGACUACCGGGAAGUUUUGAGAGGUCACUCGGCGCUGUCGCACCCGUUCGCGAUCACCGUGUUCGAGUCGCACGUGUACUGGACGGACUGGCGCAGCAACAGCGUGGUGCGCGCCAACAAGUGGGACGGCAGCGACGUCACCGUCGUGCAGAGGACGCUCACGCAGCCCUUCGACAUCAAGGUGAUCCAUCCAUCUCGCCAGCCGCGCAGCGCCAGCAACCCCUGCGCGGUGAACAACGGCAACUGUUCCCAUCUCUGUCUGACCGACACGCCGACGCAGCGCGUGUGCGCGUGUCCGCACGUCAUGCGCCUCGCCGCCGACCAAGUCACCUGUGAAGCGCACGAGAAAGUGCUGCUGAUCGGGUCGACGGGCACGAUCCGCGGCGUGGACCUGUCCUCGCCGCGCGCGGCGCUGACGCCCACGCUGUCGGGCCCGCACGUGGCCGCGCCCGCCGCGCUGCGCCCGCUGCCCGCCGCCCGCGCCUUCUACUGGGCCGACGCGGCCGGCAACGAGAUCAGAAUGGCCGACUUGGCCGCCGGGAACCAUACGGUCAUUGCCGACAACGGGGUGGAGAACCCGCGCGGGUUCGCGGUGGACGCGGACGCGGGCGUGCUGUACUACAGCUCGGGCGGCGCGCUGGCGGCGGCGGCGCUGCGCGGGGAGUUCACCAGCGUCGUGCUGGACUCCGGCCUGCACAACCUCACCUCGCUCGCCGUAGACCCCACCAGGGGGCGACUGUACUGGGCCCUGUCGCCGAGUUCGGGCGCCCGGCUGGAGUCGGCGGCGUGCGACGGCAGCGACCGCAAGACGCUGCUCGACCGCAACUCCGAGCCCGAGCUCGACCAGAUCUCCAGUCUGACGGUGGACGUGGAGGGCGGCCGCCUGUACUGGGUCAACCUCGCCUCCUCCAUACAGUACCUCGACAUCGACACCGGGAAGGUCGUCACUUUACCCCUACCUGCGGGCGCGCGGCCGACGGCGCUGGACGUGCACGGCGGCGAGGUGGUGUGGGCCGACGCCGGCGCCGGCUGCGUGCGCGCCUGCGACAAGACGGACGGCAGUCGCGCGCGUCUGCUCAGGAACCAUACUGAGCACGUGCUGUCGCUGGCGGUGUACGACUCAUCGUCCGCGCCGGCGGCGGGCGCGCGGCCGCACGCGUGCGCGCUGCGCCGCGCGCCGUGCGCACAUCUGUGCGUGCCCGUGUCGCGCGUGGCCAGCCAGUGCCGCUGCGCCGCCGGCUACACCCGGCACCACAACGAAUGCAUUGCCAUGGACGAGCUGCUGGUGUACUCCCUGAGCUGGGAGGUGAUGGCGUCCUCCCUCGCGUCCCCCGAGCUCCCCUCGCGUCAGCUGCUGCCGCCCGUGGCGCAACUCGCCAACGCUGCGCUCGGGUAUAAAGCUGAGGGCGAGUGGCUGUACUGGGCGGACUCGGAGGCGGGGCGCGUGUGGCGCGCGCGACGCGACGGACGCGCGCGCGCGCUGCUCGUGCAGCAGCCGCCGCCGCCCGCCUCCGCCGCAGACUGGCUCGCCGGGCUGGCCAUAGACUGGGUGGCGGACAACAUGUACUGGUCGGACCCGCGCCGCAACCUGGUGGAGGUGGCGCGUCUGGACGGCAGCCACCGCUAUGUGCUGCUCGACACCUCGCCCUUGGCUGUUACCACGCUGGCGCUGGACGCGGCGGCGGGCUGGCUGUUCCUGUCGGGCGGCGGCUGGGUGCAGCGCGCGCGCGCCGACGGCUCGCGCCGGCUGCUGCUCUACAACGGCACCGGCGUCGCCGACAUCGCGCUCGACGUCGACAACAAGAUGGUGUACUGGGCAGACACUUGGGAGCCGGCAAUAUGGCGGAUGAGAUACGACGGCGGGGGGCGGGAGCGGCUGAGCGUGGGGGGAGGGGCGCGGAGGAUGAUCGCCGCGCUGACUGUCUAUAACGACACCAUAUACUGGCUCGAUACCGUGCCCGCUACGUACAGGAUGGCGGGGCGCGGCAGCGUGCUGGCGGCGCCGCUGGCCGCGCCCGCCGCAGCCGCCGUGCUGCGCGACGGGCUCGGCGACAGCUUGCGCGACGUCUUCGUCUGGUCCAGCCGGGCGCAGGACAGGAGCUCGAAGAACAUAGUAAACAAAUGCGGAGACAUGCGGGACGCGUGCGAGGGCCUGUGCCUGUUCGACGGCGAGCGCGCGCGCUGCGCGUGUCCGCACGGCGCGCUGGCGCGCAACGGCCGCAACUGCACGCCGUACGAGUCGUUCCUGAUGUACUCGCGCGUGACGAGCAUCGACAGCAUCCACCUCACGGACGAGACCGACCUCAACUCGCCCUACCCGCCCAUACAACACAAGGAGCUGAUGCGCAACGCGAUCAGCCUGGCGUACUGGUACGACGAGGCGCGGCUGUUCUACUCCGACAUCCAGCGCGGGGCCAUCGGCACCGUGUUCUUCAACGGCUCCAGCCAUCAGCCGCUUCUCAAGCAGGUGGGCGCGGUGGAAGGCAUGGUGUUCGACUCGUCGUCGGGCUGGCUGUACUGGACCAGCAACAGCCCGGCGGCGGUCAGAGGAGCCGACGUCAAGACAGCUCUCCGCGAGAGCAAGGAGGCUGUGCCGCGCACCAUACUGAGGCUGCCGAGAGGAGACCACGUCCGGGGGAUCGAUAUAGAUGUUUGUGAGAGCCGGCUGUACUGGACGAACUGGAACGAGUCGCACCCUUCCAUCCAGCGCGCGUACGCGAGCGGACUCGGGCUGCAGAGCGUGGUCACCACCGACAUCCUCAUGCCCAAUGGCCUGGCCCUGGACCAUCAGGCCAAGAAAAUCUAUUGGGCUGAUGCCAGACUGGAUAAGAUCGAGCGCUGUGACUACGACGGCUCACAUAGACAGAUCGUGACGCACUCGUCAGCGGAGCACCCGUUCGACGUGGCCGUGUUCGGCGACUGGGUGUUCUGGACGGACUGGAUCUCGCACGGCGUAUUCCGCGCCGACAAGCGCGCCGGCGACGUCGCGCAGCUGCGGCGCGACGUCGCGCGGCCCAUGGCCAUCGUCGCGGUGGCCGCGCAGCACCAGAUCUGCUCCCCGGACCCGUGCGCGGCGCAGAACGGCGGCUGCGCGGAGCUGUGUCGCGCAGACGCGGCCGGGCGCGCCGCGUGCGCGUGCGCAGCGGGCCGCGUGCUGGCGCCCGACGCGCGCGCCUGCGUGCCGCCAGACUCUAGGUGUGCAGACGGCCAGUUCGCAUGCGCGGAGGGCCCCUGCGUCCCCGAGGAGCUGGUGUGCGACGGCGUGCCGCACUGCUCCGACUCCUCGAGCGCCAGCGACGAGGACCUUUACUAUUGCACGUCGCGCUCGUGCCCGGUAGACAUGCUGCGGUGCGGCGCGGGCGGGCGCUGCGUGCGCGCGGGCGCCGUGUGCGACGGCCGCGCGGACUGCGACGACGCAGCCGAUGAGGCGGGCUGCGACUGCCCGCCCGGACGCUACCGUUGCGACGACGGCGCAUGCGUGGACGUGUCCGCGCGCUGCGACGGCGUGCAGCAGUGCGCGGACGCGAGCGACGAGCGCGGCUGUGCGCGCGGCGCAUGCGCUGAGCUGGGACCAGCCGCGCGCGCAUGCGCAGACGGCCGCGGCUGCUUCCUGCCCGCCUGGCGCUGCGACGCGCAUCCAGACUGCGCCGACGGGAGCGACGAGGACGGCUGCGACUUCAAGCGCACUGACUCCAGCACGGAAGAAGUCCCGUCCGGCUGCGCGUCAGACCAGUUCACGUGCAGCGCCGACCCUCUGGAGUGCGUCCCGCUGUCGUGGCUGUGCGACGGCCGCGCCGACUGCAGCGGCGGCCAGGACGAGACCACGCAUUGUCGCCACACCAACACCACCUGCGCGGCCACGCAGUUCGCGUGCGGCGAGAGCGGCGCGUGCGUGCCGCUGGAGGCGCGCUGUGACGGCGCCGCCGACUGCGCGCGCGGCGAGGACGAGCGCGGCUGCGCGUGCGACGGCUUCCGCUGCUUGCACGACUACAAGUGCAUCCGAACGAAUCUGUACUGCGACGGGGACGCGGACUGCCCGGACGGGUCGGACGAGCCCCCGGGCUGCAGCCCCCUGUCGCCCGCCUCCGCCCCCGCCCCCGCAGACUCCGCCCCCGGGCCCUGCGCCGCCGCCGGCCCCGGCACCCUCUACUGCAGCGGACGAUGUCUGCCCGCCAACCUAGUGUGCGACGGCAGGGACCAUUGUGAAGAUGAUGGCGGAGGAGGAGCGGGCACGGACGAGGACCCGGUGAUGUGCAGCUCGUACUUGGCAGCGUUCGGCGACUUCGAGCACCGCGUGGCGGCCGGCGCCGAGCGCAGCGCGUGCGGCGGCGGCGGCUGGCGCUGCCGCGGCGGCGCCUGCGUGCCGCGCGCGCGGCUCUGCGACGGCGUCGACGACUGCGGGGACUUCAGCGACGAGACUCGAUGCAACGUAAACGAAUGCCUCACUAACAACGGUGGCUGCGCGCACAACUGCACGGACCUGGUCGUCGGCCACGCGUGCUGGUGCCGAGUAGGCUGGCGGUUGCGCGACGACGCUUGCGCUGACGUGGACGAGUGCGACGAGGACGCGCCCUGCGACCAGCGUUGCAGGAAUACGAUGGGUAGUUUCGUGUGCUCCUGUAUCGAAGGCUACAGGCUUAUGGAGGACGGCGUCAAUUGCGCGCCUAUUGAUGCGGUCCGCUCGUCGCUGCUGUUCACGAACCGCUACUACAUCCGGCGCACGUGGCUGGGGCCCCCGCCCUCCACGUCGCUGCUGGUGCGCAACCUCACCAACGCCGUGGCGCUGGACAUGGACUGGGCAGGCGGCUGUCUGUACUGGAGCGACGUCACCCGGCUCGGCAGCUCCAUCAAGCGCUGGUGCCGGCUGCAGGACCACGCGGAAGAGGCUGAUGAUUCGCACGAGUUGCUGCACGGCGCCACGCUGCAGAACCCGGACGGGCUGGGCGUGGACUGGGUGGGCGGCAACCUGUACUGGUGCGACAAGGGCUCGGACACCAUCUCAGUGUCGCGGCUGGACGGCGGCCGGCGGCGGCUGCUGCUGCGCGGCGGUCUGCGUGAGCCUCGCGCGCUCGCGCUGCACGUGCACAGGGGGACGCUAUACUGGUCGGACUGGGGCUCGGAGGCGCACAUCGGUCGCGCGGGCAUGGACGGCAGCGGCCGCAGCGUCCUCGUCCGCGAGGGGCUGGGCUGGCCCAACGCGCUCACGGUGUCGCACGCCUCCAACGAGCUGUACUUCGCGGACGCCCGCGAGGACUACAUCGCCGUGCUCACGCUGGGCCGGGAGCCGCCUGACGUCAGGGUGCUGUUCCAUCGAGAGAGUCAGCCAUGGCUGCGACUGCACCACGUGUUCGCGCUGGCGGUGUGGGCGGGCCGCGUGUACUGGUCCGACUGGGAGACGCGCGCGGUGGAGUCCUGCUUGCGGCGGCCCAUACGCCAUUACAAGGACACCAACUCGUCGCUGUCGGAGUCAGGCGGCGCAUACUCGUGCCGCACGCUGGUGCACGCGGUGCACAAGCCCAUGGACCUGCGUGUGGCGCACCCCGCGCGCCAGCCCCCCGUGCCUGAACUAUCGGAGCAGUGCGCACGCCUCAACUGCACAGGGCUCUGCCUACUGUCCCCGGGCCUGGGCCCCGACGUGACCACCACGGAGCAGUCUCUGUACCACGACGACAGCCAAGGGCCCGCUGUCGUUGCGCACGCGAUCUGCGCAUGUCCUGAGCACUUCGUGUUGGAGGAGGACGGCAGAACCUGCACCCCGAACUGUACUAGUGCUCAUUUCAUAUGCAAUACCACGUUGAAGUGCAUCCCGUUUUGGUGGAAAUGUGAUACGCAGGACGACUGCGGCGACGGGUCGGACGAGCCCCCCUCGUGCCCCCCCUUCCGCUGCCGCCCCGGGGAGUUCCAGUGCGGCGCGCAGUGCGUGCACCCCUCCCACAUCUGCGACGGCGUCGCGCAGUGCGCGGCCGCUGAAGACGAGAAGGACUGCGACACGUUCACCUGCCUGUCGACCCAGUACAAGUGUCGCGGAAACUCUAGCGCCGGCGUCACCGCGCGCUGUGUCCCGCAGCAGGCGCGCUGCAACGGGACGCGGGACUGCCACGACGGGGACGACGAGGACGGCUGCCCGCCGGUCACGUGUCCCGCUUUACAUUUCACGUGCGGCGACGGGUCGUGCGUGCCGCUGGUGUGGGUGUGCGACACGGACGCAGACUGCGCAGACGGCGCGGACGAGGGCGCAGUGUGCGCAGCGCGCGCAUGCGCAGCACACGAGUUCCGCUGCGGCUCCGGGCGCUGCAUCCCGCGCGAGUGGCUGUGCGACGCGGAGCCCGACUGUCCGGGCCGCGAGGACGAGCGCGACUGCGGCGCCCGGGCUAGGAAGCCUUGCGACCCCACAUACUUUAGAUGUCCUGACGAUAAAUGCAUUCCUGGUCGCUGGCGCUGCGACUUCGAGGACGACUGCGGCGACGGCGCGGACGAGCUCAGCUGCACGCCGCGGAACUGCUCCGAGACUGAGUUCCGCUGCGCCAACGGGGAGUGCAUCCGGGGGGCGCUCAGGUGUUCUGGAGUGGCGGAGUGUGCGGACGGCAGCGACGAGCGCGGCUGCGAGGAGAAGUGCACUGACGGCGCCAGGCGCUGCCAACACACCAGACAAUGCGUGCUGAAGGAGUGGUGGUGCGACAGCGAGGUGGACUGCGGCGACGGCUCCGACGAGCAGGACUGCGACAACUCCACCGCCAGCGCUGCAGGCCCGUCAGAUCACUCGCCGGAUUCAUUCUGCGGCGCGCGCAUGCGCUGCGGUCGCAGCGGGUGUGCGCCGCUGGCCUGGCGCUGCGACGGACGCAGCGACUGCGGGCACGACGAACGCGACUGCGAGGCCUCGCCCUGUCCGCCGCGCACCUCGCGCUGCGCAGACGGCAGCUGCGUGCCCGACACGCUGCUGUGCGACGGCGUGCGGGACUGCGGGGCGCAGCUGGCUGGCUCCGACGAGGACCCGCAGAUAUGCACUUGCGCAGCGCACGAGACCACGUGUCCUGACGGCCGCUGCGUGGCGUCCACUGAAGAGUGCACGCCCGUCUACGCAGAGGAAAAGGGUCCGUGUUCGUGGAAGACCUGCUCCCAGGUCUGCCUGCCCAAACACAGGAACCACACCUGCAAAUGUGUGCCCGGAUACAAGCAGCGUUUGUUGCCAGACGGCAGUCUCACCUGUGAAGCCACGGGAGAGAAGCCCCAGCUGCUGGUGGCGCUCAGCGGCGCCCUGGUGUUCUGGGAGAUGCACAAGCGACAACAGGAGAACAACGCCACCACAGCGCUCACCAACACCUCAGCGGAGAUAAACUGCAUAACGUCCCUGUACAUGGAGGACGCGUGGACGGUGUGGUGGGGCGACGCGCGCGGCGUGCUGCGGCGCGCGCGCGCGCUCGCGUCCGCGUCCGCGCAGAUAGACGUGCUGGUGGAGCACGGGUCCGUGGGCGUGCGCGGAGUGGCCGUGGACGCGGCGGCGCGGCGCCUCUACUGGACCGCGCAGCUGCCUUCGGGCGGAGGCGCGGUGUACUGCGCGGCGCUGGACGGCCGCCGCCGCGUCACGCUGCACUCGGCCGACGCCGCCGAGCCCGACGACAUCGUGUUCCACAACCAGAGUAGGACCAUCUACUGGUCCGACCGGGGCGCUACUCCCGGCAUCAUGAGGGCCAGCGCCGACGGCAGCGACGCCAAGUGGCUGGUGCAGAGGAGAGUGAGGAGACCCACUGCUUUGGCUAUAUUCUCGCCGCAGAACAGACUAUACUUCGUGGACGCGUACUUGGAGACGCUGGAGAGCGUGCUGCUGGACGGGACGGGGCGCGUGAAGCUGGCGGACUUCGCGUCGCACAGCGUCGCUCAGCCCGGCGUCUCGCCGCUGUGGCUGCGGCCCUGCAACAGGAUGGCGGUGCACGAGGACUGGAUCUGGUGCGCCACAGCCAGAGGUCUGUCGGUGGUGUCGCGGCGGCCGCCGCUCCGGCCGCCGCCGCGCGACUGGGAGCGCGCGCACGUGUCCGCGCUAGCGCUGCUGCAGCGCCCGCUCGCCGACCACUACGAGUGGGACCCGUGCGCCGGCAGCAACGGGUCGCGGUGCCACAGCAGCGCGCUGUGUGUGCGCAGCGCGCGCGCGGUGGUCGCGUGCCUGUGUCCCGACGGGCUGCUGCCCACCACGGACACGCCGGACGAGCACCGCGAGUGCGUGAUAUCCCGCAACAGCUGGGGCUCGUUGUUGCCGCGGCCGGAGGCGGGCGCGGACGCAUGCGCGGGCGGCUGCGGGCCCGGCCGCUGCGGCGCCGGCGGCUGCGAGUGCCCGCCGCUGUACGCCGGCCGCCAGUGCGAGCGCUACCGCUGCGCCGCGCACUGUCUGCACAGGGGCAGGUGCGUGCUGGACGGACAGGGCUCGAAGGACACCACGGACAACAUACCGCUCAAGUGCAUCUGCCCGAGCGGCUACACGGGCGCGCGAUGUGAGACGCCGCUGACCACCACGGCGCGGCCCGGCGGCGGCGGCGGGGGCGGGGGCGGGGGCGGCGGCGGGGGCGGGGCCAGCCUUCUGUGCGCCGCGGUACGCUGCGAGAACGGCGGCCGGUGUCGCGUCGGCAUCUGCGAUUGCGCUGAGGGGUACCAUGGUCGCCGCUGCGAACAGUGCGCGGGCGCAGCGCCGUGCGGCGCAGGCGCGGUGUGCGUGCGCGACGCCGGCCGCACCAGCUGCGUGCACGCGCUGUGCAUCAACUACUGCUACAACCAGGGCACGUGCUACGUGUCCAACGCGACAGUGCCGGGCGUCCACAGCGCGGCGCGGUGUGUCUGCCGCAAGGGGUGGGCGGGGGAGAGGUGCCAGAGCGCCGCGUGCGAGGACGAGGACUGCCGCGCUGCUCCUGCUGCAGACGUAGAAAGCCAGCAAUGCACCGAGUCGGAGUGCGACAACGGCGGGUCGUGUUCGUCCGGCGCGUGCCGCUGCUUGUCGCCGUGGGGCGGCGCGCGCUGCGGCCACUACGUGGGCCACGACCACGCCUGUCUGCAGCUCCACUGCGCGCCGCCCGCCUUCUGCGCCUGGAGGCCUAACCUGUGUCUUCCGCUCACCGCAGCCAGCUCACCGCAGUCACCGGGCGCGGUGUACUGCCGGACGGCGCCCGCGGACGAGGGCGCGGGCGCGGCGCACGCGUGGGCGGCGGCGGGCGCGGCGCUGGCGCUGGCGGCGCUGGCGCUGGCUGCGCUGCGCCGCGCGCGCUCGCGUCGCUCGUUCGCGCACGAGCGACUCGCCGACAACGUGGAGAUCUCCAACCCCAUGUACCUGGCCGGCGAGGACGAGCCCGAGCCGCGACCGCCCUCCAUCACGCAUUCGAACGGCGGCAACCACUUCGCGAACCCCGUGUACGAGAGCAUGUACAACCCGCAGCAGAGCGCGCCCGCAGAGUGCCAGGAGCGCGCCAACUUGCUGGCGAGCGGCGCGGGCUCGCCAGCGCCGGCCGAGCGCGCGGCGCUGCUGUGAGCGCUGCGGCUGUGGCGCCCUGUGAGCCCUACUCUGACCAGCGGCCGCACUUGCCUUGUCAUCUUGGUUUAACUUUAGUUCGUAGCCUAUUUAUAUUUUUAAUUUUGACGGAUUUCCAGUUGGGUUUUUGGACUAAGCAUUGUGAUUAAUUUAACUGAUUUAAACAAAACAGUAAUCGAGUGCACUAAAUAAAUAUUCCAUUUUACACUUUAUUAUACUGCAAGUUUUAAUAUCUAUGUAUUUUUUUCUCAACUAUUUAAUUUUCUAAAUAUUUUACGUACUAUAUUUUCCGCUUUACUAUAAUUUACGUUUCUGUUGAAAAAUAUUUUAAUCACAAAAUGCAAAGUCCUGUAUCCUUCAUGAGUCGCAAUACUUGCUACUUUAAUAAGCAAUAUUGUUGUCAGUACAUUGAUUUACAGGUUAGUGACAUAUUUUUAUAACAAUGUAAUGUACGCGAUGAUGAAUCUCUGAUUUUUGUACAUAUCUUGUGAUGAUCUGAACAUUAGUAUAUAAUUAUUUACUUAAUUUUACCUAAGUGUCAGACUCCGCGCCAUGAAAGUAGUCCCGCGGCAGUAAAUGUGCGGGACUAUCAAUAAUAUUGGCCACGUUAUUGUCGGCGACUGUGGCACCAUCUACGUGGCGCGGUCUCUAGUUGUCGAAUAUGUAAGGACUCGAAAUUGUUAUUAUAAUCCUAAAUGCUCAAAUCACAACCUUGUGCCAUAUUAAGCGAAAGUAUUUUUAAAUUUAUUGGAUUUUUAAAGUUCCUGGCAUAUAUCUUAAGUUAAAACUAAAUAAUGCAUAUAUAAUAAAAAAAAUAUUGUGAUGAUUUUUUAACGCCGUGAUGUGUACAUAUUUUUGUUAUUUUUCAUUACUAAAAUGCGCUAACAAAACAAGUUAACAUAUCUAUGAAAGAAAACUCACUUCUUACUGUAAUUUGAUAAAAGAAACACAUGUGUAAACAUUUUUAUGAACUUUCAAGAUUGCCAUAGGUUAUAAAUUUAUUUUCCCAAUUCUUUUUAUGAAUUAUAUAUUACUGUUCCGCAAUUUUCGGUCAGGUCUUGCAUUUAUUUUAUAGCAACAACAAUAUGUGGUAAAUAAUACAACUUCGCUUUGAACAACGCCGCGGGCGCAAUGAGACUGAAUAAGACUUUAUUUUUUUGCAAUUUGGUGGUGGAUGCACUUUCUACCCGCAUUGAUAUAAAGUUAUUUGUAACAAAUGUGUGUUGUGUGAACCUAAAUUGAUAAAUAAAGAAGUAUGUCCACACCGUGCGUGGGCGGCUCGCGGGCACUUGCAAUAUACACCCAGAGUAGCUGCUGACAUUCUGCUUUUUGUUGAUCUCCCGUUUUGAUUUACACGUAAUAUAGGACGAUUUUGAGAAUAUCGAAUGAUUGCAGCAAAUAACAAAAAAAAAAACAACAUUACAGAGAAAAAUGUAGCCACCAUAGUUAUUAUAACGAUAUUUUUUACAAAAUCGUCAUGUAAUAAGCUCAAUUUUAAAAAAAGGCAUAUUUAACAAAUUACUUUUGCUGUUAUAAAAUUAAGUCUAGCAACGAUGGUUCGUAAAGUCUCGCUACCAUUCUAACAUUUGUAAUCUAGUAGUUAAGUUUUACCAUUAUAUUUUUGUAAAGACGAUUCCUAUCCAAAAGUAAUGAGUAUUAGUCGUAUGUCGUGUUCCUUAGACAAUAAUUAUUGGAUGAAAAUAGUGAAUCUCUUUCGAAUCCCAAAAUUAUACAAUCUCGUCGUCAAAAAUGCUUUAUUUUCAUAAAAAAUAAUAAUUUAUUAGAGAGGACACAGGGUGGAUAUAACUUUGCAUUUAUUCCAAUUUUAAUCUUAAUACAAUUAAUUACUUAAAACUGUACAUAUCUGUUACAUUGAAAAUGUGGAAUUGUAGUACAUCGAGAUCUUAUUACGUGUUUUUUAAAAUUAAGUUUUCCAACAAAUAAAGUUGUCCAGAUCAAAUAUUGUUAUAAGAAAAGGCCAAAUUAAUUGAAAUUAGUGAGUUAGCCUGCAAUUUUGUUGGUUUAAUGCAUUUUCGUGCGAGUCCUGCUCGUAAUUGAUACCCUCAAUUUUAUGGCCAAAUGGCUUUAUUUUAUUUCUGCGGUUUGUUUAUGGUCCAUUUAUAAAGCUAAUGUGAAGAAAAUAGUAUAAUAAUAAAAACAAUGCUUUGACAUCAAUUCUCCAUGGUACAGACACGUGCGUGACGGCCUACAACCCAAAUAGAUUUACAUAAUGUAGAAAAUUUUAACUUUUAAUAAAUAUUUGACAUAAUAUCUGAAUGUGAGGAAUCAAAUAGCUUUAAGAAUAAUAAACUGUGACGUAAUAUUUACAUGUAGAUUAAGACUGUCUUGAAAUAAAUGAAUUGUGAAAAUGAAAA
This is a messenger RNA of Plodia interpunctella (Indianmeal moth), 16683 nucleotides long. It is a transcript of the gene LRP1, whose product is annotated as LDL receptor protein 1. Lineage: Eukaryota; Metazoa; Arthropoda; Insecta; Lepidoptera; Pyralidae. Gene Ontology annotation, molecular function: calcium ion binding; protein binding; hormone binding. The record is from RefSeq and is a predicted model, not a curated record. The transcript has 91 exons. Gene Ontology annotation, biological process: receptor-mediated endocytosis. The coding region runs from base 395 to 14308 and encodes 4637 amino acids. Gene Ontology annotation, cellular component: plasma membrane; signaling receptor complex; apical plasma membrane.